CAUGAAGAGUCGGAACUGUAGUCUUUAGCUGUCUCUAGGACGAAACGCUGGUAGCUUAUAUUAUUUUUUUGUUGGUUACGAACUCUUUAUUUUCGUUGGUUUUGGUUCAAUAGAAACGGCCGGGGUUGCUUCCUGUUCAGGAAAAAAAAAUACAGAGAGAUAGCGAGGCAACGCUGAGGAUACGCUAACGACCAAACUAGAUUGGGUUUAUACUUGUGAUCGAUCAGAGGGAGUAACAUUAGAUCCGAUCAAGAAUAUAUACAGAUAGAUUCUAGCGGAUAACAGAAACACAUCUAUAAUCUAUCGUAAAUAGGUUUCCGACUUUUACCGUCAUAAUCUAUCUGAUAUCUAGCUCGGUAUCUACAUGUAACCGUCCCCUCCCUAUACUUAUAAAAAGAAAAAAACGAAGAGGGAGAGAAGCCAUCAGAUCAAGAGACCGCCACCAAUACACACGACACAGCGUAGGAUAUUUAGCCGCCGCCUGUCUCGCUGUGCCUGUGUGCCCUCCUGUCAAGCCAUGCCGCUCGACAUCGAGGACAGCGAGCCGUCGACGCCGACGACCCAGUCGUCGUCCUACUUCUCAGGCUGCAUGGCGGCCUCCCCGGCGUGGCCGCUGCCGGCGGGCGUGCGCCGGAGCCCCGCCCGCUACCAGCUGCUCGCCCGCGGAAGCGGGGACGACGCCGGCGGCCGCGGCGCGCGGCGCGCGUGGAGGCGGCUGCUCCGGCGGCUGGUGCGGGAGAGCAAGAGCAUCUGCAGCACCGUCUGCAGCAGGGCGCCGCCCGCCGCGGCCACCUUCAAGUACGACGCAGACAGCUACGCCAAGAACUUCGACGACGGCCGCUGCCACCCCUGCGACGUAGCCGCCGCCGGUUGUCCCGCGCCGUCGCGGGUCGCGCCGCUAUCGAGCCGGCGCCCGGUCGACCAGUCCGCCGGAGAGAGCUAGCUUUUAGCUAUAUUAGAUAGUAGAUCUUUAAUUUGCUUAUCUUUUUUUUUUGUUAGUUGAGCUGUAGCUGUUGGUCUUGAUUCUUGAGGCGGUGGUUGCGACGCCGGUGUCGAGGAUGAUGGCUUCAUCACCGUGCCGUGCCGUGCCGUUGCGUUGCUUCUUGGUUGUACAGAUGCAUGAUUGGGGAUGCAUGUCUCAAGCAGAGUUCGUUCUCGGCAACAAAACUCCUUCGAUGCGUGCGUUCCAUCCCA
Messenger RNA from Zea mays, 1194 nucleotides. RefSeq lists its product as uncharacterized. Bases 518 to 943 code for a protein of 141 amino acids. The record is from RefSeq and is a predicted model, not a curated record. The transcript has a single exon. NCBI's taxonomy places the organism in Eukaryota, Viridiplantae, Streptophyta, Magnoliopsida, Poales, Poaceae.